This is a messenger RNA of Frankliniella occidentalis (western flower thrips), 954 nucleotides long. RefSeq names its product proteasome subunit alpha type-7. Lineage: Eukaryota; Metazoa; Arthropoda; Insecta; Thysanoptera; Thripidae. The record is from RefSeq and is a predicted model, not a curated record. Bases 109 to 858 code for a protein of 249 amino acids. Gene Ontology annotation, biological process: ubiquitin-dependent protein catabolic process. Gene Ontology annotation, cellular component: nucleus; proteasome core complex; proteasome core complex, alpha-subunit complex. The transcript is spliced from 6 exons.
CACAUCUUAUUUUCUGUACCUCUAGAAACAACUCUGUUUGCAGUAUCAUCGCGUUAGACAGCACAACUUUUUAACGUCUAGUGUCCCUGUGAAAAGUCCUGAAAGAAAAUGGGUGCACGUUAUGAUAGAGCUAUCACUGUAUUUUCUCCUGAUGGACAUCUUCUGCAAGUUGAAUAUGCCCAAGAAGCUGUCAGCAAAGGUUCCACCGCUAUUGGUAUUCGGGGUCAUGAUGUAGUCGUUCUUGGGGUGGAGAAGAAAUCUGUUGCUAAGCUUCAAGAAGAAAGAACCGUCCGCAAAAUAUGCCUGCUUGACGAUCAUGUAGUCAUGGCUUUUGCAGGUUUGACUGCUGAUGCAAGAAUUCUCAUCAAUCGAGCUCAAAUAGAGUGUCAAUCUCAUAAGUUAACAGUUGAGGAUCCUGUAACACUUGAGUACAUUACUCGAUACAUUGCUACAAUGAAACAGAAGUACACUCAAAGCAAUGGCCGUCGCCCAUUUGGUAUCUCAUGUCUCAUAGCAGGAUUUGACUUUGAUGGCAAACCUCAUUUAUUUCAAACAGAACCCUCUGGUAUAUAUUAUGAGUGGCUGGCGAACUCUACUGGUAGACAAGCUGCCACUGUUCGUAGUUACCUAGAAAAGAAUUACAAGCUAGAAGACAUGAAGACUGAGUCGGACUGUGUCAAACUGGCAAUCAAGGCACUACUUGAAGUUGUGCAAUCUGGACGCAAAAACUUGGAAAUUGCAGUCAUGAAGCGAGGCGAACCCAUGAGAAUGUUAGAUGGAGAGAAGAUUGAUGAGUACAUCAAAAUUAUUGAUGCUGAAAAGGAUGAAGAGGCGGAGAAAAAGAAGGGAAAGAAGUGAGGCUGACCCUAAUUUUAUUGUUUGAAUAUUUUUUUGCCUUCACCAUAUAAAUCUAAAACUACCCUUUGGCUGUAAUAAAAACCUUCUGUCUUUCUA